Paramecium octaurelia is the source of this 1349-nucleotide messenger RNA. The record is from the annotation of a GenBank genome assembly. Lineage: Eukaryota; Ciliophora; Oligohymenophorea; Peniculida; Parameciidae.
AUGUUUUUAAACAAUAUCUCAGACUCAGAUGAAGAUAAUAAGUGUGCUCCAAAAAUUUGCUUAGAUACUUUAGGAUUAAGUUAAGAAGUUGAUAAAAAUGUAGAAAUUUGAUUUUAGAUAGCAAGUCAACAAAAGUCAUAACUAAAAAUAAGAACUAUAAAAAGAAUUUAGGUGUUGGAGGAGCUAGCUAUGAGGCCUGCGAUAUUGAUCUUAAUACAUUCACAUUUGAAAAGAACAUAUUUAAUUAAGAGAAAAAAUAAUCGUGUGACUCAAUAGGAGAGGGAGUUGGUGAAUUUAAAUUAUUGGAAAUUCCAUAGGGAGCUUCUUAAGAUAUCUUAGAUCCAUUAAUUUUAUCAAAACAAGUUAGUUAAUCUUAAUAAUGUUAACGGGAUGCAAUAGAAACAAGUAAUAAUUGGGUUUUAGAAGAAAUUUAAAAAUAAUAAUAAUAUUUAGAAUAGAUAGAAAAACUUGAAUAAAUUGAGAAAUAAGAGGUAGAAGAGUGUCAAAUAGAAAUUUGCGAUUUUCUAGAAGCUGCAAUAUCUGAUUUAAUACCUAUGCCUCCUGUUUGCCCAUAUUCUGUAAACAUAACUCAAAUAAACUUGCCUGACUAAUUGUUAUCAUUUUUAAUUAAUCCAAUACCUACUGAAGGUAUGUUUUAAUGCAAAAUUGUACGAGAUAAAUCAGGACUCAAUAGAUUUAUGCCAAAAUAUAAGAUGUAUUGGUGUCACAAUAAUUAAUUUCUAUUAGCAGCAAAGAAGUCUUUAAAUAAGAAUAAGUUUAUUAUUACAUAAGACAGCGAAUUUAAACAAAAAGAUUAAGGAUAAAUAUUAGGAAAAGUUGAAUAAAGCAAACAAUCUAAGGCAGAUUAUUAUUUAUUUGAUAGUGGAUCGAAAAAGAAAGAAUCAAAUUCUAUUAAAAAGAUGAGAGUGUAAUUAGGGAGUGUAUUUUUUGAUACAAAUUACGAAAAUAAAGGUAGACCAAGAAGGAUGGCUUUAGUUUUAAGAAAAAGCGAAAAAGAAAUUGUCUAAUUUAUUAGUCGUAAACCUUAAAUUAUAAAUACGUAAUAAUGUAAUAUUUAUUAAUAUUGAAAAUUAGAGUAGAAAUUAUACACCUUAGAUUUUUUUGGCAGAGUUAAAAAAGCCUCUGUAAAGAACUUUUAAUUAGUGUUAAAAGGAGAAGAAAGAGAUCUCAUUUAUGUUUAAUUUGGAAAAAUUGACAAAGAUUAAUUUCACUUGGAUUUUAUGAGUCCGCUCAGUCCCUUAGUUGCUAUGUAAUUAGCUCUAUGUAAUUUUAAUUUUAAAGGGAAGGCCUGAAGCGGAAAUUUUUUUUAAUUGAUUAUUAUAUAAGGG